Molecule: messenger RNA, 2433 nt
Organism: Camponotus floridanus (Florida carpenter ant)
Lineage: Eukaryota; Metazoa; Arthropoda; Insecta; Hymenoptera; Formicidae
Gene: Rnf11
Product: RING finger protein 11
Exons: 2
Coding region: 342-857 (171 amino acids)
Source: RefSeq, a predicted model, not a curated record
UGACGUGCCUGCGCAUCAUAGCGGCGCUCAGCUGGUAGUGACUCGGCUGAUGGUAGCAGCCAGUAAGGGAUAAUGUGACGGAUGGCCGCGUCUGGUGUUUAACAGCCCAUAUAUCUCGAUCGUGCCGACCUCGAUACUCGUGUUGAUUUUGUGAAUGUCAUUGCACGACAAUAGGCGAUGCGGCGGUCAGACCAUUAAAAUGGCAACGAGCAAACGGGCGUCAAACAUCGACAUCGUCAUUACGCUGCACGGGCUUCUGUAAUUCGCGCGGUGGGGAGAUCGAGAUCGCAGGAUCUCGCACGAAUGCGACACGAAAGCGACGAACAAAGCUGAUAGUGAACAUGGGCAAUUGCCUGAAGCGCGCCGCUGGCAAUCAACAGGACAAUACCACUCUGCUGAGCAACAAUACCGAGCCCAACAUCUCCACUAGUGGAUCCUCGCAGGAGGGUCUCGGGCCGCCGAUUCCCUACAACCAAGCAGCUUAUUACCCAUCAAUUGCUACGAGGGAACGUCAUUUGCAGUCCACCAACUUGAACAUUGGUCGUGGCAUCGGAGUCAAUUUAGUGCAGACCAGUGGCUCAUCUGGUUUGAGCGAAGAGGAACAACAAGUGAGGAUCGCUAAGCGCAUAGGACUGAUACAACAUUUGCCAAUGCGAGAAUACGAUGGUGCAAAGAAAGGCGAGUGCGUGAUAUGCAUGAUGGAGCUGCUGGUGGGCGAAGAGGUGCGCUAUUUACCCUGUAUGCAUACCUAUCACGCGAUCUGCAUCGACGAUUGGUUGUUACGCUCGUUGACUUGUCCGUCAUGCAUGGAGCCAGUGGAUGCAGCGCUGAUUAGCUCAUAUCAUCCGACUACUUAAUACCAGAAGUGAUUGGAAUUUUAUUUGGUUUGGCCGAUCAGCGAAUCGGAAUUAAAUUAUCAGACUAAGUGUGAAGCAACCAUUGAAGAGAAAGCGAGAGAAAGAAAGAGAAAAAACUCGCUACUUUUACUAGAGCAUAUUAAAAGGCUUCAAGGUUAGUAGAGAGAUCGUGUGUUAAUGGCCUGAUUAUAUUUCGCCAUUACACUUGAUUUGUUCGUGCGUGCUGUUUAAUAAUAAUCUUUAUCUCAACAUACAUCCACAAAAGCGAAUUUUUUAGAACGUUUCCUAUAUACGAUAUAAAGGAAAGUCGAAAGAUUUUAUUUCAAUUAAAUUCUAUGGAACAUUACAUCCGCAGAAUCCUUUUCCUUGUAGUGAGUUAAUUGCUUGUACAUUGAUUUCUUAUAUUAGAAUCAAAGAGAAAUAGUUGGACAGACAAGUAGGCAGGGAGAGAAAGCGGCUCGAUGUAAGAGUGCAAUAAAGGAAUUCAGUAAGCCUCGUAUAUAUCGAUAUAUACAUAUAUAUAUAUAUAUAUAUAUAUAUACUGAAAUAAAGUACAUACACACAUCACACAUAUAUGUAUGUAUGUAUAUGCGUAGUAACAAGAUAAGAAGUGCGACACACAUAUGUACGUGAAAAUUACAUGGUAUCCUUUAUAUUCGUACGAUGCAUUUUCGUGUACAUUUUGGCGCAAAUCUUUGACAAACUCGUGCAAAUUCUCUUUUGUUUAAUUCUUUUGAUCGAAUCGUCAAGUUCUCGUAUCUCUCAGGUGAAGUGAAAUUAGUCGUGAUAAUUUUAAGCUCUAUCGACGUGAAACUUUGCUUUCGGAUACCCUGUAGACUACAUGCGCCUGUAGGCCUGCAAACAUAGUUAUGCUUCUUAUUUAACAAACUGCGAAAUGAUCGAACGAACAACAGUCUGAUAUAUUUUUAUGAUAAAAAAAAGAAUGAACAAUAUUCUCGAUAUUUUUAUUUCUUUAUGUUUCGCAUAAUGAAAAUCGCUUAAAUUAAUCUACUCCUCUACUGCUGUUGCGCGAUCAAUAUUGAACAUUUUUCACUUAAAUAAUGUGUACAGAGAAAGAAUGCUUUUCGUUGUACAUUACGAACGUUUAGCGGUUUAUUAUAUUAAUAAUCUGGAAACGUAUAGCAACGAAUAAAUCUUGGCGAAAGAAAGAAGAGAAAAAAAAAUGUCACUUUUGAACUCGCCGCUAAUGGACUAUGUAACUUAGAUUCUGUUGUUGAUUUAGUAGAGCUUGUUAAACUAACUUCUGCUACAGUUACAAUAAAAUACAAUAAAGUUGAAUAUUUCCUGAUUCCACUGAGUAAAACUGUUUACAAAUAUGUAUGUACAGUCUCGCGUGUAGUUUCGUACAUCAGUCAAUGUAUAAAAAAUGCGAUAAAUAAUUUUAACAAACUUGAAACAAAGUAACAUAUUUUGCGAACCAAAAGAAAACGCAAAUAAAUGUUUAAUUUAUAUAAAAAGAAGGGAAGCGCUUAACACAUGUGGUAUCUUUCUAAGUUUUCGUUUUAAAUGUGAAAAAAAAAAUAAAACGCUGUGAAAUAGUGAUUUAUUGACGAAG